GAUGUUUCCCGCCUGACUUCAGAAACGUCGGUGAUGUUCCCCCUAAGGAAGGCCAGCCUUCCCUCACCCACCAUGGAGGACUCGUUCUUUCCUCUGUCCUCGGGUUCUCCGCGGUCCCUCUCCUUUGGUCUUCCUUCAUCCUCACCGGAGAACGUUGACAGUGGAGGAGGGAUGGAGACGGAUCUUAUCCUGGCUGCAGAACUGGGCCAGGCCUUAUUGGAGAAGAACGAGGAGCUGGCAGCAUCUCUGGAGCAGAGGGAGAGGGACUUGGAGGCUGUACAGCAGGAGAAGCAUGUUCUACAGAGGAAGCUGGAGAUGAGGGAGCUGGAUUCUGGACAGAGGGAGGCGGAGCUGAUGACGGACCUCGCCGCAGUUCGAGCAGAGCUGAAGAAACACCUGAAUGAAGGGCGUGAGCGGCGGAAAGAUGAAACUGAGCAGAUGACUCAGCUAGCCUCCCAUAACCAGAGACUAGUGGAGCAGCUGGCUGAGGCUGUCACCCUGGAGCACUCCUUGAGGACGGAGCUGCGCUCCCUCAGAGAGGAGAUGGAGGAGUCCUCUUUCAGCCGGAACAUCAGCCUCACACAGUUAGAGAACUGGCAAGCAGAGAACAGGGUGCUGAAGGAGCGGCUGUCACACAUGGAGACGCAGCUGAAAUCAUGGCAGGAGGACAGCCAGAGGCUGCGCCUGGAGAGGGAUGGACUGAAGGAGCGAGUGCUGGAGCUGCAGAGCAGACUGAGCGACAAGGAGGCCGAGAUAGAGCAGGAGCAAGGGGUGGUGUUUGAAUUGCGCACCUUGAAUCGUUCUCUGCAAGAAAAAGCUCUGAGCCUGGGAGAGGACGGCGUUCUGGACAGUGCACACACACAACCUUUGUCUCUGCUCAGUGAAAUUCAGCAGUCACAGGCAAAAGAGGCUCUGCUGGCUCACUCCACUGUCCUGCAAGCAAGAGAUGAGGAAAUACAAGCCCUGAAAGAGAAGAUCCAGUCUCAACAGGAAGAACUGGAGAGUUUGAGGGAUGAGCUCAAGUCUUCCCAAGGCGGCCCUGAGAAGCCAAGUUACAGGUGAAAAUGUUACUAUAAACUAAAUGAUCACUAAAAGAUUGAUUUAUUCAAGGGGAGCAAACAUUUUGACUUGUGGGCCACAAAGGGUUCUAAAAUUUGACAGAAGCUGAUGUGGGGAGUGUUUUGGUAAUCAUAAGUUUAAG
This is a messenger RNA of Oryzias melastigma (Indian medaka), 1201 nucleotides long. RefSeq names its product BICD family like cargo adaptor 2 (gene bicdl2). Bases 34 to 1062 code for a protein of 342 amino acids. The transcript has 7 exons. The record is from RefSeq and is a predicted model, not a curated record. Gene Ontology annotation, biological process: Golgi to secretory granule transport; vesicle transport along microtubule. Lineage: Eukaryota; Metazoa; Chordata; Actinopteri; Beloniformes; Adrianichthyidae.